CCCCCUUUACCCUGAGCCUCUUUUAAAAUGAGCAAUCACCUUCUCCCAUCAGUGUUUGAAAAUGUCUUCACCUAGUCUUCUUGUCAUCAUCUGGUUUUCGUGUCAGGCGAGCGCAGUUAUAUUUCAGCAGUCUCCUUCACAGAUAGUGGAUAAGAAUCAAGAGGUCCAGAUAAACUGCAAGCAUGAUGAUAGCUCCCUUGUAAUAAUGUUCUGGUAUCAGCAAAGAAAGGAGAAUAUAUCCAUGACCCUCAUUGGCUUUGGAUAUUAUCAACAGUCCCAAAAUUAUGAGGGUCAAUUUAAAGAACAAUUUACCCUCACGAGGAGCAGCACAGUAGAAGGAACUCUGACAAUAAAAAACACAGACGUGUCGCACUCGGCUGUUUAUUUCUGCGCUGCCAGCACACAUUCCUCAGGUCUUUUCUAUAUGUUUGGGUGUAAAAGUUGUUUAGCACUGAAAAAGAGAACAAAGACAGACAGCAGCUUUCUAGAGCAGUUUUUUCUACAGCAGUUUAUCAGUGUGAACAACUACGACCCUGCUUACUUUGGCAGUGGCACCAAACUCACAGUACUGGAAGAAAACAGUAAAAUCACUACACCACAAGUAAAAAUACUGGAACCUUCAAAACAUGAGUGCAGAAACAGCAAAGACAAAAAAAGGAAGAAGACCCUCGUCUGUGUGGCCUCUGGUUUCUACCCUGACCAUGUCGAAGUGUAUUGGCAAGUGAAUGGGAAAAAUGUCACUGAUGGUGUGGCAACAGAUGAAGCUGCAGAGCGGAUUGAAACCCCCCCUGUAUCCUAUAGAAUCACAAGCAGGUUGAGAGUUUCUGCUAAAGAUUGGUACACGGAGGGAAAAAACUUUUCCUGCAUUGUCAGUUUCAACAAUGGAACGGGCACCACCAAACAUUUUGGUGAAAUAUCUGGUGUUGAAGAUAAAGAAGAUGGAGGCAUGGGAAGAGAGAAAUAUUUGAGGAUCACAAAUAAAGCCAAACUCUCCUACGCCGUUUUUAUCUUCAAGAGCUGCCUCUAUGGAGCCUUUGUUGGAUUUUUGGUCUGGAGGCUGCAGAGUUCACCAGGAAAACGUAAAAAAUAAGAGCUGAGCUGUGGACUGACCAAAGAUUUGGGACUUGGAUCAUUUAUGUUUUUUGUAAAUAAAAAUUAUAAAAGAUGCUGAUUUUAUUGCCACAACUUUGUGCGCUGCAGGCCAUUUGCAUAGAGGAAAAGAUGCAUGCAGGUCUAUGCAAAAAUGUUAAAUCUUCAUAUAGUAUUAAAGUAAGUUUGGCUAAUUUUAGUUUUGUUUUAUUGUGUUUAUGAAACACUGGCUGUAUUCUUGCUGAACAAUUUCCACUUAAUGCUUCAUUUUCAUAUCAAUAAACAUUUAUGAGAAGAUCUUUUCAGUCAUUUCUUUCCUUUUGACUUUGCCUUUUCCCCCUCUCUGCACCCACAUCUCACCUCACACAGAACAAGAUUUUUUCCAGCGAUAAAAUGCAUUCUUUCCUGUUUGCCGAUCAUGACUGUUUUCAGAGAAGUCAGUUCCUUUUCUUCCUACAUAAUAAUCAAGCAUCUCAACUCAGAAAAGCUUCAGAAGUUGGUUCAUUUUUGGUCAAAAAGAAAUUGAAAGGUGAUGUACAUUUUCUGAGAAACGUUGCUAUUUUAAAUACAUAAUGACCUUUUUAAAGUAGGCUGUUUUUCAUUGUUUCUGUUUUCACUUUGCACAUAUAAGUCAGUUUUAUUACAUUUUACAUUCUCUUUAUGUAAAAAGCUGUCAGUAGGAAACUAUAAGAAUGUGAGUGUACACGUAACAACAGUCAUCUGUGUACUAAAGAAGGUCAAAGCAAAAAAGUCAAACCAGGGCAUGAAACCCUGCAGAGGAGUAAAGUGCAACAGCAGAGGAGAGGAUGUGGUCACAGAGCAGCCUGCAGCUCGCUCUCUGUGCUGAGAAACGACGGAGGUGCAACCUUCCACUUUACCACAACCUCCGGCUCACAGUGUGCACCUGCAGCUUUGCACCGACCCCCCCGCUCUGCACAUCAAUGAGCAAACAGAUGGAAAAACUUCCAUUUCUGUGUUAACCAAAGCAAUAAAAUUACAACACAUACAACAGCUCUUAAGUCUGAUGUGGAACAGAUAUUUCUAUUUGAAUCUUUUUAGUUGGAGCAGAUAAGAAAUGUAAAGUUAAUUGUGCUGCUGUCAAAUGGCAACUAUUUUUUAAUGCAUGCUUAAGCAAUGAAAAAAAAAAACCCACUGAGGGUGUUUGAGUGAAGGCAGUUACACAAUAGCUUUUGUCGAAACCGUUCACUACAUCUUGUUUUUCUUGUCAGUGCCCCGGUGAGAUGAAGAAUGUGUUCUACUUUCCUCAUUUGCUUCCUUUAAAAACAUGUUUGCGGUUGCUCCUGUCAGAUAAACAGAAAAUAACAUCUGUGAGGCAGCAACGGAAAUAUGGAGCUAUAAACACGUGCAAGAUAAUUAUAGCUCCUUUGGGAAACCUUGAUCUUUAUAGGUGGAAAUUUUCCAUAUCUUUCAUAAUUUAAAUGUAAAUAUUUAUGAUUUUAGAAUAACAGAGCAAAGAUAAUGCAUUCCAAAAGCUAUACAAUAACUUAAUAAUCAACUGUAUUUGAAGAUUCAAUUAAAAGAGAGAACUAUGCAAUCUAAAGUAUAGUUAUUUUGGUCAUUUUUAUAAUGGCUGUAGAGAGCUCAAACGGAAACAUCCUGUAACAAAAGUAUUCAAACUGCAGAGUCUCAACUCUGACAAGGUAUUUUUGUUUUUGUGUGUUUUGUUUGUGUACAAAUAUUUUUCAGGUAACAAAGAAAUGACAAUAAGAAAGUUUCCUAGAACACUAUGGACACUAUGCAUUAUUAUUGUUUUUUCUAUCACAUUUACCAAGAGAGGUAACUCAUAGGAUAAUGUUUGUUACAUAAAACUAAAGGUGAAACAAAAAUAAUAAAAAAACAGACGCUAACUCACUUCAGCAAACACACAAACAAGAUGCUGCAUCCUCAUGUUCAGUUCCAAGCAGGGACUCUGCAAAACUCUUGAGGCACCCUUCUUUAUAUUUUCCUAAGAAAAUGGGAAAUAGGUGCAGACAUUUAUUGAAACAUGCAAACAUAGAGCAGAGCCAGGCUUAGGGAGGGAAAGCCUAGCAAAGUGCUCUGGGGCCAAUAUGGAACUAGGACCCCUUUAAGAUAUGAUGGGCUUGAUUUUUCCUUCACCUUAUAUGUGAAGAAAAGAAUUUCAAAUUAAAUUCAGGAUUUAACACUGAGCCAAUGAAGAGAAGCUAAUAUGGGAGUAAAAUUAUCUUUCUCAUCCCUCAUUGCAGCAAGAGCACUAAAAUUACGAAGCAAAAAUUAUUCUAAAAAGUGUGGCAGCGUGUUUGGGAUUGUUGGGUUGUUAAUGCUGAAAAAUGAAUCUGUUUCCAAUAGUAUGUGCUCCAAAUGGUGAUGAAAAGCAGACUAAAAUCUGACAGUAGUUUUCUAUGUUCUUCGUUCUUUCAAUUUUGACAAGAUCUCCAACACACAGUUUCAAUAAGAAAUCAUAUAGAGAGAUAAGAUAGAUUUUCCACACUGGGGAAAUUCUAUGCUUUUGAACAGUCUGAUUGUAUCUUUAUACAUUUAUUACUAUCUAAAAUUGUUUCAUUCAUCCCUUGAGUUAGGUAUCUUUUUGUGCAUGAAUGACUCAGGUGUUUAGUGGUGUUAAAAACAAAAAUAUGUUGACGGAGGCUCAAUCAUCCAGGUAAGGAAAUCCCAAAAAGGUUAAUUCUGUUCAUCUGGAUGUAGCAUUUUCAGUUGUUUUCAUCCAAGCGACUGAAGAAAUGUUUCUCCAACUGAGAACGCUACGUCCAGAUGAAGAGUAUCAGUCUUUUUGAGAAAACCAAAAUAAUUCCUCUGAACCAGGACAAAGACAGGUACAAGGACUAGACUGAAAAUAAGUAAUGAGAGAAAGCAGCUAAAGUUGAGCCAAUGUUCAACAAACUAGAAAAGAAUUGGGAACUAUUGUUCAAGACAACAAAAAUGCAAACAGAGGGGUGGUCUUAGACUUCUGCACAUCACUGUAAACGAAAUCUUAGUUAUGCUGCAUGACCCCUUGUGGUACAAACUCAUGUUUUGUAUUCAGAGAUGCAAAAAUAGUGAAGAAGACAUCAUCGAUUCAAUUCAGUUAAUCUAUCAUACAUUAGAAGCAGCACAUUAGAAGCAGCACAUUUAUUUUGUGUGGGUACUGAAGUUGUAUUACAGUAUUUAGGAUUUGAAUAGCUCUCUGCUUGAGAGGGUGAAAUUGCAACAGUUACAUCUGUUACACUUCAUCCAA
This is a messenger RNA of Haplochromis burtoni (Burton's mouthbrooder), 4300 nucleotides long. RefSeq names its product T cell receptor beta chain MC.7.G5-like. Gene Ontology annotation, biological process: cell surface receptor signaling pathway. Gene Ontology annotation, cellular component: plasma membrane. The transcript has 7 exons. The record is from RefSeq and is a predicted model, not a curated record. NCBI's taxonomy places the organism in Eukaryota, Metazoa, Chordata, Actinopteri, Cichliformes, Cichlidae. Bases 62 to 1090 code for a protein of 342 amino acids.